AUGGGCUUUGGUGCUAAAUGGACUAAUUUGCUGAUACUUUGUGUGAGAUCUGUUUCAUUCUCUAUUUUGGUGUAUGGAGAACCUAAAGGUCCAAUCUAUCCCUCAAGAGGGUUAAAGCAUGGGGAUCUCAUUUCCCCUUACUUAUUUAUUCUCUGCACUGAAGGCCUUAUCUCUCUUCUUCAGAAAGUUGAUGUCAAAGAUGUAGUGGAAGGGAUCUGUGCUUGCAGAGGUGCUCCAAAGAUUAAUCAUCUUAUGUUUGCAGAUGACAGACUGUUGUUUUGCAGGGCCACAUCACAAACAAAUAGAAAAAUUCUUCAUUUAUUGGAAGUAUAUGAACAAGCUUCAGGUCAAAUGGUGAAUAAGGAUAAAACUUCUAUGGUAUUCAGCAAGAAUGUCUCUACUAAUACUAAAGCUGAGAUUAUGCAGUUUUGGGGUUUUCAACAGCAUCAAAAUUAUGAUGUAUUUGGGCUUGCCUCCUAUGGUGGGUAG
Messenger RNA from Carya illinoinensis, 489 nucleotides. RefSeq lists its product as uncharacterized. The record is from RefSeq and is a predicted model, not a curated record. The transcript has a single exon. Bases 1 to 489 code for a protein of 162 amino acids. NCBI's taxonomy places the organism in Eukaryota, Viridiplantae, Streptophyta, Magnoliopsida, Fagales, Juglandaceae.